UAAACAAAGUCACUCGAUGAUCACACAUUGAACAGCCACAAAGUGUUACAAUAAACAAUAAAAGAGCAACAACAAGUUCAACGGCACACAUCAAGUGUGUGCGUGGUGGGAGGAGAUCCACCAUCUGUGUGGCAUUCGAAGUGAUUCUAUCGGUCGGCAAUCCUCUACUUCAGAAGACAGAUUGCAGUGUCUGGUUAGGCGGCUGACUGGCUGAUUAGCGGUUGCCAUCUCGCUAUUUGCGUGCAUGAGUUAAUGCCCAUAUGAAUUUUCACUUUUCAUUGAUGAUCAAUGAAAAAUGGCCGGCAGGAAUAUGCCAAGUGGAUGUGGCCAAUAAUGCGAGUGCUUGUUUAUUUUAUAGACCACAAAACCGUAAACAAAACAAAAUAACAUCAAGAGUGGGCCCAAAGCGGUACUGGGAACAUGGAAAACGUGCGCUUCUCCAUCAUCGAAAACGACCUGAAGUGGCAUUCGGAGAGUGAGCAGGCUGACCUGCUCUUUGAUAAGCGCAGCAUUUCAAGUGAAACCAAUAGCGAUGCGGUCUUUAGCAAUGAGGCUCACGAGAUCUUCACGCGUCAGCAGCAGAACGAAGUGCUUUGGCAGCCCCAGGAGGUCGACGAGACGCUGUGUGCGCAGCCGAAUGCCAGACAUGUUUUCGAAAUGGUUCAGUCCGGAUGUUUCCUGGAACUCAUGGCUAACCCAAGCGACUGCAAUCUGGCGCUUCUGCUGUGCUCCAUCCGCGGCACCACAGAUAAUGUUAUGUAUCUGCUAAAUCAGUACAACUCAGACCCAAACUGUAUGGAUCUCCGGGGACGCACCCCUCUGCAUUUUGCCUGCUGUCGCGGACAUGUCCCCAUUGCCAAGUUACUGCUGGAUCGCGGCGCCGAUCCCAAUCGGUGGGAUGCCAAAAAAGAGGUGACGCCACUGCACUGUGCGGCGAGCGCCAAGAGCGUGGAAUGCAUUCUGUUGCUGCUGAAGCGCAAGGCAAACAUCAAUAGCGGCAUAGAGAAGCGCUCGCCCCUCCACUUCGCUAUCGAUCGGGAUGCGGUCGAGUGUGUGGAGACUCUGCUCAAGUAUGGCGCCGAUCCCAACACGCCGCAGGUGUACACGGAGACCCCUCUGCAUACGGCCUGUGCCUCCGGCUUUACAAAGUGCGUGGAGCUGCUGCUCAGCCACCAUGCCGACGUACGCUCCCAAUUCGGCGAGGGCAAGGUGACGGCUCUCCAUUUGGCCGCCGAGAACGACUAUGCGGAAUGUGCUCGCCUGCUUUUAGACCAUGGCGCCGACGUCAACUGCCGCAAUGCUAGCCACCAGACGCCACUGCACUUGGCUUGCCUCUCCCAGUCUAUCAGUACAGUAGAGUUGCUAAUCAAGUAUGGCGCCAAUGUGAAUGCCGUGUAUCGGGAUGGUCGAACGGCGCUGCAUGCGGCUAUUGUUAAGCAGUCACGUUGUCUGGACUGCUGCAAUGCGCUCCUGAAAGCCGGGGCGGAUGUCAACCUGGCGGACAAUUAUGGCUACACACCUCUGCAUAUAGCAGCGCUGAAUGAAUUCAGUAAUUGUGUUUACACCUUCAUAGAAAACGGGGCCAAUAUUACAGCUCGCACGGAUGGAAACGUCUCGGCCCUGUCCUUUAUAGUGCGUCGCACACCCGAGAUUAUACCGAAGCUGAUGCACAAACUGGAUUGCUCCAUCAAGGCUAAUGAUAACGAGAUUGGCAUCGGAGACGUCGAUUGUCAAAUCAAACUGGACUUCCGCUUGCUUGUGCCCAGUUCGUCAAUGGAGCAGGGGGAGACAGAGCUGCUUCUGUCCCUCAUCGAGGUGGGCCAAAAGCGCAUUCUUAUGCACCCGCUCUGCGAGACCUUCCUUUUUCUCAAGUGGCGACGCAUUCGUAAGUUUUUUCUCAUGAGCCUCGCCUACCAUGCGCUAUUCGUCCUACUCUUCACACUCUACGUGAUUGGCGUGUUCGUGCGGUGUUGCAAGGAGGGAGAGGUCUGUGUAGCAUCCGGCUAUGUGACGACCAUUGGAUAUUUUGUGAUUAUUCUCAAUCUGAUCCUGCUGGGCAAGGAGAUCUUCCAAAUGGCGCACGGCCUACACGGCUAUGCAAAAUACUGGGAGAACUGGCUACAAUGGACCAUUGUCUUUGGCGUGCUCUUGUGCGUGUCACCGGAGAGUAUGCGUACGGGCGACCUGCAGGCCGUGCCACUUUGGCAACAUCAUGUGGCAGCGGUUGUCAUUCUUCUGGUGUGGUUGGAACUUAUGAUGUUGGUCGGUCGCUUCCCCAUAUUUGGAGUGUAUGUGCAGAUGUUUACAAAAGUCGCCGUAAACUUUGGAAAGUUCCUGUUGGCCUACAUUUGUUUGCUGGUUGCCUUUGGACUGAGUUUCUCGGUGUUGUUCAACGACUACCCCGCCUUCGAGAAUAUUACUUGGUCGUUUCUCAAGUCUAUUACUAUGAUGUCUGGGGAACUGGAGUAUGAGGACAUUUUCUUUGGCGACCAUCCCGUCAAGUUUCCAGUCACAGCCCACAUCAUAUUUCUGUCGUUCGUGCUUCUAGUUACCGUUAUAUUGACCAACCUAAUGGUGGGUCUGGCCGUCAGCGACAUACAAGGGCUGCAGGUUUCGGCCACGCUGGAUCGUCUCGUGCGACAGGCGGAGCUGGUUUCCCGCUUGGAGAGCCUGUUCUUCUCUCGUCUGCUGAGAGGCGCUCCGACUAAGCUUCUUCAGUUGUGUAAGCGCAGCGCGCUUCUGCGUACCUCUCGCGACAAGCUCCAGUUCACCAUACGGCCCAAUGAUCCGCGCGACAACCAGCUGCCCGAUGACAUCAAGUUGAACGUCUAUAAGCUGGUGGCGGAGCGACGAGAUCGCAAUCUGAGCAUACGCCGGCGUCAAUUCGAGAACAACUACAACUUCUUCAAUCGCAGCCUCCAGCGACAGCAGGAGGAGCAGCAUUCACCGCAGCAAACGCAUCAGUCGGCGACUGAUGCCUUCACAGCCGCUCCCCAGCAAUUCCAAAUGCACGAGCUGCUGCGUCCGCGGUCUGCUACUAAUGUGAAUGUGCAGCUGAAAAAUCAGAUGAACGGGCUCGGCGAUGUGCGAGCGGAUCUGGAGGACCUGAAGACUCAGAUAGCGGAGCUUGUGCAGAAAUUCGACAGAUUUGCGGAGAACGCCACCCGGAAGCUGAACUAUAGUGCCGACGAGCUAUGCCGCAUGAAGCAGCAGCAGCAGCAACAACAACAACAUAAACAGAAAUCCGGGUCGGAGGCCCAGCGCCAUAAAACGGGACACUUUCGUUGAGCUGAAGAGUGAUCCUCACCUUUGACUAACUACUACAAGUAAU
Messenger RNA from Scaptodrosophila lebanonensis, 3331 nucleotides. RefSeq names its product transient receptor potential channel pyrexia (gene pyx). Gene Ontology annotation, molecular function: monoatomic ion channel activity; protein binding. NCBI's taxonomy places the organism in Eukaryota, Metazoa, Arthropoda, Insecta, Diptera, Drosophilidae. The transcript has 10 exons. The coding region runs from base 421 to 3288 and encodes 955 amino acids. The record is from RefSeq and is a predicted model, not a curated record. Gene Ontology annotation, cellular component: membrane. Gene Ontology annotation, biological process: monoatomic ion transport; transmembrane transport.